Amphimedon queenslandica is the source of this 3534-nucleotide messenger RNA. RefSeq lists its product as uncharacterized. The record is from RefSeq and is a predicted model, not a curated record. The transcript has 23 exons. NCBI's taxonomy places the organism in Eukaryota, Metazoa, Porifera, Demospongiae, Haplosclerida, Niphatidae. Gene Ontology annotation, cellular component: voltage-gated calcium channel complex. The coding region runs from base 69 to 3299 and encodes 1076 amino acids. Gene Ontology annotation, molecular function: voltage-gated calcium channel activity.
UAUUUCCUUUCUUUCUCGCUUUCUCUUUGCUGUAAAAUACACACAGCCAAAAAAGAGAGAGCCAAGUCAUGGCUAGCUCUUUCCUCUACCUUCUCUUGCUCCUCCUCCUCUCUCCCUCUCUCUCAAUUGCGGCCUUACCUAGUGAGGCUCAAAUGACAGAGGCAGGAAACCGUCUCUCUGAAAAAUUCAGACAACUAAGAACAAAUGGACUGGGAGUAGAAUACAUGAAAUCUCAAUACAGUUCAGUUCUGGUUAAUUACUCUACUAUUGAAGUUGAUGAACUGUCGGCCAUUCAGAGCCUACUAUUCUUGUCAAAUCCCAGAACCCAAGCUCAGUUGAUGGUUCGGAUAAUCAACCAAGCAUCAAAUGCCGAUUUUGAUAUUGUUGAUAAUACAACUGUGAUACCACCAGACUGCUGCAGUAAUUCGGGUGAUUGCUGUUAUAAAUGUGUCCAGACAGAAGGCUCUAACUCUGUCAUAGAAGACCUGUACGUCAGCUUGUCUCCCUUGAAUGGAGCUGAUGAGGUUCAAGUGGGUUUCAAUGACGGUUCCUUGUUAGAGUUCCCAAGAAUAGCAAAAACGUCCUCGGGAGCAAACUGCAGUAGCUUAGACCCUAGACUAACUACUUGGUAUACUCGUGCUACUAAUGUGUCUGCAGGUACUCGCUAUAUUGUGUUGUUUUUGAAUCUUAACGGAGCCAGUAAUAUCACCAUUUUAAAGGAAGCUGCACUAAAAGUCAUUGGAUCUCUCACAGAGAUUGAUAUGAUAUCGCUAGUUGUGGUGAGCACUAACAGACAAAGGAUGUGUCCGUCUUCUUUUGAACCUGCCACAGAAUCACAAAAAUGGAUACUAUCAAGAAUAAUCAAUGAAGAAUUAUUAGAUUCACGUACAAGGGAUUAUCAAGAGGCUUUUAACAAGACAUGGGAUCUCUUUAAUGCAGUUACUGGUCUAGAGCGAUUGAUAAUAAUAACUGAGAACGAUGCCUAUGGGUUUGAUGGAGCAACAUUCAAUAAUAUACCAGCAGCUGGGUUUUUUACGAUUGUAUAUGCCAACCAGCUUUCUUCAUCUGCUAACUCGUUGGGUUUGUCUCCUGCAAGGAAUUCUGUCCCAUUAUCAGAGAUUAAUAACUAUUUACAUUUCUUUACAGCUAAUGCUGAUUUUUCUCCGACUCCGCCCAAUUUAGUUGCAACCGAUUUUAACUCCAAAGGAGAACUCUGUCUCUCUGUUUCACAGAUUAUUGCUGAUGAUACUAAUAAUCUAGUAGGCGUGGCUACUGUUCGUAGUCCCUGGAAACGACUCUUUGCAGGGCUAGAAAUGGACGUCCUUAAUAAUCGUCCAUCCUCGUAUUAUUUUGUAAUGAAAGGAGACGGUAAAAUGAUGUAUCACAGUAGAUAUCCUACUACUUAUGUUUAUGACAUUGACCCCACCACUAUUGAAAAUAAUGAAGCAUUUCCAACCAUCUUGAGUGCCAUCUUGAAUGGAGAGAAUGAGUCCUUGCCGUUCAAUAAUACAUUAUUAUACUCUAAUAAUAAUCAAAGUUAUUUCACUCGUAUUGUUCCCUCCACCUAUUACUGCUGGCAAGUCCUUGAUGAUGAAGUUUUUGUGACGCAUUCGCAAUCUACUCCACUGUUGAACAUAUUUGCUUGUUUGGUGUUAGCUGAUGAGGAUCAGUCAGUUGUUAAUACAUUCAGAGUACCUGAUAUUUCUGGUUCAUACAGUCAAAGAUCAGUCCCUAUCUAUCAAGAUUUACUUGAUUCAUCAACUGAUAGUUGUACCGAGUACUGUCAAUACACUUCUCGUAAUUCAUUAACACUUCAAAUAACCACGCCUCUAACUCCGCCCAACUCAUCAGAACUAAGAACCUUUUCAGAGUACAUCAAGGGUAAUUCAAGAAGUUCAUCUUAUGCUAAUAGUGGCAUAGCUGAAGCUGUGUCUGUCCAUUCUCGUAUUGAGAGGGCGUGGCUUAGAUCCACUAAUAAUUACGAAUCAAUAAUUAGACGUUAUUUGACCACACCCACCGGUAUAUUUCUAAGUUAUCGUGGUCUACAGUUAUCUAAUGAGUUUGAUCCUAAAGGACUUCCUUCUUAUAUUUCUGCUAUUACUAACGAUAAUGUCCUCUCACUCACUCCAGCAUUUACCGAUCCAUUGUUUCCUGAAUUAGGUACUUUACUCUACAGCAUCAGUGAAUCCGUUCGACUAUCAAUAGGAGAUAGAAAUCCACUUUUCAGUGUCUUAUCUGCUGACGUCAGCAUGAGCUCAUUAUUGGAGGACAUGGAUGAAGCUUUUGGUGGCAGAUUUUGUGGAGUCAGCAAUAGAGAGUGUACAGUGAUUACAAGUGAUGGGUAUUUUGUUUUGUUACCAAAUACAGUUACACCGCCUCGUCAUAUUACAGAACACACUGAUUAUGAUGGCAUUACAUUAUCUAUGAUUAAUAAUGGAGUGUUAGUGAAGACUGGUUGUAAUAAUAUUAAUGAUUUGGGUGUCAAUCAUGACAGAUUCUAUUAUGUCAAUUCUUCAGCUAUAUCAUCAAAUUCUUGUUACAUUACUGAAAAUGGGUGCAGGGACUAUUGUAUAAGUCCUAUAAGUGGCACAACUGGAUAUUUCAUUGUUUCCAAGCAAAAAUCAACUUGUUUACCUACUGCUUUUUCUUUCUGUCGUGCUGGGCAAACUGUGUGUUCAUUCUGUGAUACUUUUACUAAUGAUUUACAGUGUCCCUGCACUUGUAGGACUUCAGCAUGUAACAAUACCGCCUACGAUUUUCCUGUCUGUCCUAUGAAAAUGGCUCCAGCCACUUAUGAAAGAGCUGAUUCCUUUCCAGUCAUUCCUGAUGAUGUUAUGGCCUGUCCUCAAACUUGUAUGAAUCAAACUAAUGUUACAUGUAACCUAUUAUCCUGUAGCUGGUGCACUGAACAAAGCUCUUGUCUACCACUUGGCACAUGUUGUGUUACUACUGAUGCAGACUGCUGCAACCACUCAUCAAUAAGAUCACUGCCAGCUUGCUUAAGAGACUCAUGCUCUCCUCCAUCAACCCCCAGCUCAAAUACUACUGCCUCGUCUACGGAUGCUUCCUCACUUCCUAUCAUACUAGGACUAACGUUUGGUAUCCUUGCUGCAUUGAUUAUAGUUGCUCUUUUAGUUACUUGCUUCUUGUGGAACGUGUAUUGCAGGGUUAGCGAUUCUGAUGGUACCAAGAGUGAUUUCAAUUUUAAUAAUGAGCCGGUCAAAGCUAUAAAUCGAAGGACAUUAGAGAAUGAAAAUGAGAAUGGUGGUGGAGGUAGUAUUCCUCUUGAAAAAUUAUAGGAGAGAGGAGUUUCUCUUCUUCUCACACACACUGUCUCCCUCUGUUUCGUUUUUUCAUAUAGCUAUACUGUUUUUUGUGAACUUGUGCAGACCUUAGCGUCUGAGUAACUAUACUAUAAGUAAUUGACAUCAAAGAUUUUCAGAACUUGGUAUAUACUGUACACUUUCAUGCACUACUCUCUCUCUCUCUCUCCUUGUUGUAUUUGUUGUUAUCAAUAGACUUUCAUUUUUAAAA